GUCUGGGUGUGCUCCUGGUGAUCGUGGUGGGCGUGGGUUGGAAGUGCACACCGCGUGGACACGAGCCGCUACACGCCUUGUUCGGCAUCGGGAAUUUCCGCACGGGGCAGACGAGGGAGCGACGUCAUAGGCGCCACCGGAACAGGGACAGUAACUGGUAUGGAGGAGUGAUGUACCCAGAGUUCCAGUACCGCCGACCGCCCCCGUCCUACGCAGCGUCCAUGCAAGACUAUCAGAACCAGGCUGCAGCGGGCGAUGGGCCACCGGCCUCCGCUACCGGCCAGGCCCCGUCAGGUGACCAGAGCUGGCCAAACUCCCCGCCACCCUCCUACCGCUCAAGGGCUUCCACCAUACACUCUGCCAUACAGUCGGCCUUCCCCAACAGCCACGACGGAGACCACCCUUCGUCGCGACCUCCAACGUACAGGUCAAGGGCUCCAUCGCGCCGCCCGUCUCUCCCGCGGGAGGAAAUUCACCCCUCAGACGGUGGGGGCGGGGUCACCACAACCGCUGCACCGGCUGACGUUUCAUUUUCUGGUCCUUCUUCAAGCACGAUUGGUAGUUCAAAUGGUGCUACUUCUAUCACGAUAUCAUCAUCGUUGCCAUCAUCUCAUCAAAUACCGACGUCAUCAUCGUUAGCGGCUGCCUUGUCACCGCUCUCGGCAACAACAGCGCCGCAGCCUGCGGGAGACAGCUCAACAACCGCUGCGGUAUCGUCAGCGUCAAUGACUAUGCAAGUCUACACAGUGCCUUUAGUCAGCAGCAGUAGCGGUGGUGGUAGUGGUGGUGGUGGUGGUGUUAACACAAACUUUAACGGCUCUUCAAAUGACUCUCACUCUCUUCCCUCUGGAGGUAUUUCUGUAAUGGUGACCCCUCCCUCAAACUCACCGCCUCCACAUCAGCCUUCCUCAUCCGCUUCCGUCAACCCUUCAUCGGGCGUUGAGGGCGUUCGUCUUCCCAGCCUGCACCAGCGGAUGGAGUCGGGCGAUCGGGUGAGGCUGGAGCAAGCCCUGCAGUCUCUGGAGCAGCACAUCAGUCACGGGGCGGAGGGCAUCACCAACAGGGGAGCCUCCUUUGAGGAGACAGACUUCAACACACAUCUAUAGGCAGACAGACUAGCCAGACAGACAGACUUCAACACACAUCUAUAGGCAGACGGACUUCCACACACGUCUAUAGGCUGACAGACCGACUUCAACACCCAUCUAUAGCCAGUCAGACUUCAACACACAUCUAUAGCCAGACAGACAUCAACACACAUCUAUAGGCAGAUAGACUAGCCAGACAGACUUCAACACACAUCUAUAGGCAGAUAGACUUCAACUCACAUCUAUAGCUAGACAGACACAUUUGUACAGGCAUAUGUAGGCAGGCAGACUUCAAUUCACAUCUGUAGGUAGACAGGCAACAUCUGUAAGAAGACAGACUCGUUUGUACAGGCAUUUGUAGUGAGACAGACUUCAACUCACUUUUGAAGGUAGACAGACUUGAAAACACAUCUGUAGCCAGACAGACACAUUUGUACAGGCAUUUUUAGGAAAGACGGACACAUUUGUACAGGCAUUUGUAUGCAGACAGACACAUUUGACCAGACAUAUACAGAGAGACAGAUCUUGUCGUAGAUGCUUGUACAAAACAAGACUAACUUAAUAAAUACAGAAAAAAUUGCCCAAGACCACCACCACCCAUUGACAUGGGACAAAAUGGUUGUCUUAGACAGGUGAACGUCGUCAAUGAUAGUAAAUAACAAGAUGGGCCACUCAGCCAAAAAA
Messenger RNA from Aplysia californica (California sea hare), 1772 nucleotides. RefSeq names its product mucin-5AC. The record is from RefSeq and is a predicted model, not a curated record. NCBI's taxonomy places the organism in Eukaryota, Metazoa, Mollusca, Gastropoda, Aplysiida, Aplysiidae.